UUGUUGAAGGUCAAGGUCAAUGUUGGGGAUCCAGAAAUAGGGCAGACAACACAGACCUAUGUUGAAGGCUUUAAAAGUAUUUUAAAUAUUUAGAUCUAUCAGUUCAGUUGUUAAUUUUUUACUGCAAAAUGUCAGAAGUUAAAAAGCGUGUCUGUAUAAUUGGUUCUGGUAACUGGGGCUCUGCCAUUGCCAAAAUUGUUGGAUCAAAUGUUGCAGCCAAUGAGAAUUUGUUUGAGCCUGAAAUCUUGAUGUAUGUGUAUGAAGAGAUUGUCAAUGGACAGAAACUCACUGACAUAAUCAACACAGAGCAUGAGAAUGUCAAAUACUUGCCUGAUAUCAAACUUCCAACCAAUGUGAUUGCUAUCCCUGAUGUGGUCAGAGCUUGUACCAAUGCAGACAUUCUUAUCUUUGUGCUACCUCAUCAAUUUGUGAGAGAUACUUGCCUGAAGAUGAGAGAUUUUAUCAAACCUAAUGCUCUAGGAGUUUCACUCAUCAAAGGAUUCAUUCUGUCAGAAACAGAAGGGAUUCAGCUAGUCUCAAAGGUCAUAAGCGAAACUUUGGGAAUUGAAACUGCUGUCCUAAUGGGUGCCAAUUUGGCAACUGAAGUUGCCAGUGAAAUGUUUUGUGAAACAACGAUUGCUUGUGGGAAUGAAAGCUACAAAUCUGUGUUGAAUUCAUUGUUUGAGACGCCAUAUUUUCGCUGUAAAAUUAUCAGAAAUGUAGCAGGAGUUGAGUCUUGUGGAGCUUUGAAGAAUGUAGUAGGUAUUGGUGCUGGUAUUGUUGAUGGGUUAGGCUACGGAGACAACACUAAAGCUGCUGUUAUCAGACUGGGCUUGAUGGAGAUGAUGAAAUUUACUAAAGUUUUUCUUGGAACCGAUGACAAAUCAGUUUUCUUUGAGAGUUGUGGUAUCGCUGACUUAGUUGCUACCUGCCAUGGUGGCAGAAAUCGUCUGCUGGGAGAAGCAGUUGUCAAAUCAAUGAAGAAACGUGGAAUGGCUGGCGUGGAUAUUCGACUUUUGGAGAAAGAAAUUUUGAGAGGACAAAGUUUUCAAGGUCCACUGAUCGCCAAAGAAAUUUAUGGUUACUUGAAAGAAAUCAAUAUGUUAGAUCAGUUUCCAUUGUUUGUAGCAGUACACAGGAUCUGCACACGGGAGGUUGACCCUAGGAACUUUAUUGACUGUCUACGAGACCACCCUGAACAUAUGUAGGCUUUACGUCCAUAUUUUGUCAUGUAUGAACCUGCUUUCAUGAUAUUAUUGUGAUUUCCAAUGCUCUCUGUGGCUUGUGACAAGUCUUUGGACUUAACACACAUUCAUAUCAUUUCAAUACAUGCCAUGUAGGUAUGUUUAUAUUAGCUCCCCUGUAAUGGAGCUUAGCUAUUAUUCAAAGUAAUUGUCAAUAUAAAGUGUAGUUAGAUGAUAGAGAAGUAUUAUGUAAUAAUGUUAUUUUACAGGAUUUAAAGUUUCUUACUAAAACUAGUGUUGCCUUAUAACAGUUGAGUAUUAUUUAGUAGUUUAUUCAGAUACUUAUGUUAUUAAUAUAAUUUAUUACAUUUUUUUAGUUGUAGCUCGGUAGAAAUGUUUCUUUAAAUCCUUGCAAAAGCAACAUUAUUAAACUUUGAUAAUCAUAUAAGGAUCUAUAUGUAUAUUAAAAAUGUGUUUGCAAUUGAUUAAAAACAUAAAUGCUUUUUACAAAAGCACUUUUCAUAUAGUAAAGUUGAUAUUUUUACAAAUUAAUAUAAUUUUUUAAAGCUGUGAUUCCUUAUCUUUUUUCAAAGUUUUUUUGUCUUUAUAACAUUACAUUUUAAAUUAAGGUGAUACUCUUCAGGGUAGCUUUAUUUAUAUUCAUUAUUUUAUUUUAAAUUACACUCAGUUAGUAAUGUGGCCUUCUGUUAUAAUGUCCUGAUACCUAUGCAGAGAUUAUAUAACAAGUAGUUUAAAAUUACAAUUUCUGGAAGGAGAAACACCACAUUCUUUUGUUUAUACAGCAAACAAAAUUUCUUAGUAUAACUUAAUGUCUAUUUAGUAAACUUUUCACCAUAAUAAUUUCAUUUUCUAAUCUUUGGAAAAAAAAACUAGUUCUGUUAACGCUUAGCUCAAAUUAAUAUUGUGACAAAUUUUCUACCCUUGUUUUUUAUCAGCUCAGAUUAUACACAUUUAAUUUUUUUAAUAAUUCUGUUGUUUUUUUUUUACUUGUUUUACUAAAUAAUUGGUAUUUUAAGAUGCAAGUCUUAAAUUAACUUUAACCAGAAAUCAUAACAAUCCAGUAUGAUCCGAUCAAUUGGCUAAAGAAGUGAUUUUAGAAGAAACACUGAUAAGUACUACAAUGAUUUUUUCUGUAGGUAUCCUGAAGUUUUUGCCAUCAUUUACUUUUUUAUAUAUUUAGUUUGCAUUUGAAGUUUAUACUGUUGCUGGGUGACAAGUAUUAUAUUUCUUAACCUUUAAUAUUGGAGAUGUAGAAGUAUUUUCUAAUUGUUUUCUGUUUCUGAUGGGGGAAAAUCUCACUUUUUCAAAAAACUUUUAUUCAGUUGAGCUUUUUAAGACUUUUACUAGCUCUAUUCAUGAGCAAAUCCACUCAACUCAAGUACCUGAAAAGCUGGUUGGGUAGUUACUCCACUCAUCUACCCUCUAUAUUUUAAAGUUGUGAGAAAGGGUUAACUAUAAUUUUAUUUGAUGUGUGAUUUACUGCUGUAUCUUGUAAAACAAUUUACAUGUAAAUAGUCAAGUUCAGAAACCUAAGCUGUAGUAAAGGAAUAAAAAGGUUAUGAAUUAUGUUUGUAUUGAAAUGUAACCUAAAUUUUCCUAUUGAAUGUAUCAUUGACCUAUUGGUAUGAUUCUUUAGUGUGCUCCUUAUUAACCUUUCUCAGCAGAUAAUCAACAUCCUUGCAUGUAUUUGUCUAGUGCAACAAGAAAUUUGUUUUAACUCAGGAUUCAUUUAGUUGAAAGUAAUGUAUUUUCAGUACAUGAAAAUUGGACCUCUGAAUGGAACUGCUAGCUAGCAUGUAAUUUUUUGAAGAUUAUUCACUGCAUUGGUGCAUUCCAACUAAAUCUAGUACAUUUUUUAUGUACUGUAAGAGUGAACAAAUAAGAAUAUGCUUAAUUAUUUUUUACAAUUACGAUCUUAGUGAAUUUUUUUUUGUCAUUUCCAUCCAGUUUUACACCCUGAUUGUUUUAUGAAUUUCAAUAACAAUAUCAAGCUAACUUACAAUGCCUAAUUAAGUUAAUUAGGUUUAGAAUAAGCAGGUACCUGUAUACAAUUUAUCUUGACACUAUACAAAUUAUCUAUCUUUAGAAUCAAUGUCCAUUUUUAUCUUAAAAAAGCAUUGUAUGGUUUUCCUAUCCUAAAUUGUAAUGAAUAAAUUGUUUUGAUCUUUGGUUCUAUAAUACAGGCUUUAUUUUGUUUUAAUCAUAAGCUGGAUUUUAAGAUUGUCAGGUGUAAUGACUUAGCUACCUGACUGCUAAGUAACAAAAUCUGCCUCAGGGCAAGCAAAUUAAUCAGCUGUAAUGCUGGUGUAGACAAAUCUAUACAGCUUAUCUUUUGCCACCUUGUGGGAAUCCUGUAUACCAUUUAAAAAACCCCACUAAUUUUACUGAUUAAAACACUAUACAAAGAUAAUCAGAACAAAUCCAGAAUAGU
Physella acuta is the source of this 3636-nucleotide messenger RNA. Its product is annotated as glycerol-3-phosphate dehydrogenase [NAD(+)], cytoplasmic. Gene Ontology annotation, cellular component: cytosol. Gene Ontology annotation, biological process: glycerol-3-phosphate catabolic process; carbohydrate metabolic process. The record is from RefSeq and is a predicted model, not a curated record. Gene Ontology annotation, molecular function: NAD binding; glycerol-3-phosphate dehydrogenase [NAD(P)+] activity; protein homodimerization activity. NCBI's taxonomy places the organism in Eukaryota, Metazoa, Mollusca, Gastropoda, Physidae.